AUGAUCGACGGAUACUCGGACGCGGCCGUCACGGUCACCUUAUCGGAUAGCAAGCUGGAGGAGAUCAAGGCUCAAUUCGACCGAGUUCACUACUAUCCAGAUGGCACGUUCCCCGAGGAGCUGCUGGAAAAGAUCGACAUCUGGUACACGAGCUGGCUGGGCUUGCCAGAAAAGGUGACGGAUGUUGCGCAGGUACCGCGGACCAAGAUUGUGCAGAUGUCUUCAGCUGGAGCAAACAACUUUUUGGCGAGUAAGGUCAUGUCGUCCGACGAGGCAAAGAAGCAGAUCAAGGUGUGCUCUGCAUCUGGUAUACAUACCCUGUCCAUCCCUCAAUAUGUCAUCGCUAACAUCGUCAACCUGUAUGUGAAGCUCCAGGUGCAGUUCCACAUCGUACGGACAGAGGCGAGAUGGCCAUCCAGGCCAGAGGUGAUCAAGGCGGCAGGCUUGACAGAGGCAAAGCAGACGGGCAACCGGAGCUUGAGGGGAAAGACGGCUGGCUUCCUGGGGUAUGGCCAUAUUGCUCGUGAGACGGCCCGGCUCCUCAAGGCGUUCAACUGCGAGAUUAUCGCUGCCAACACCAAAGGCGAUAAGCGACCGGAAGAAGGCUACGCCAUGUCUGGCACUGGCGAUGCGGACGGAUCGAUCCCCUCUGCUUACUACGCCACCUCCGACCCCGCAAGCUUCCGCGAGUUCCUCAGCAAAUGCGAUAUUCUCGUUGCCAGCUUGCCGUCAACCAAGCAGACCCACUACAUGCUCACGGCGGACCACCUCGCUGCUCUGCCGGAGGGGUCAGUCUUCGUCAAUAUCGGCCGAGGGGAUCUUGUCAAGUCUGAGGACAUUCUAGCUGCUCUCGAUGCACCGGGCGGUCUCGAAGGUGUCGCACUCGACGUGACUGAUCCCGAACCGCUCACGGACGGCCACCCCCUCUUCACCCACCCCCGAGCGAUCAUCACGCCCCAUACAAGCGGUAGCUUCGAGGGCUACUUUGACAGUGGUGCGGACGUGCUCCUGUUCCAAGCGGACAGACUGAAGGCUGGCCGUGACCCCGUCAACGUUGUAGACCCCGUCAAGGGCUAUUGA
Messenger RNA from Dioszegia hungarica, 1080 nucleotides. RefSeq names its product D-isomer specific 2-hydroxyacid dehydrogenase. Lineage: Eukaryota; Fungi; Basidiomycota; Tremellomycetes; Tremellales; Bulleribasidiaceae. The record is from RefSeq and is a predicted model, not a curated record. The transcript has 8 exons. Bases 1 to 1080 code for a protein of 359 amino acids. Gene Ontology annotation, molecular function: NAD binding.